AUGUCAAACCGUUCUAAAAUGAGAGACUUUAAUAAAUUACAAAGGACAAUUCAUAGCUUCUCAAAUGGUGAAGCGAAAAUUUUAUCCUUUGAUGACGAACUGACGAAGUUUGAAGUUGAACUAAACAUAAAAGAUGGCCUCUACAAAGAUGGCAUUUUCACUUUUGAAGUGGAAUUUGUCGAUAACUAUCCAAUACAUUCUCCAUCAGUGAGAUUCACAAGUCAAAUACUUCACCCAAACAUUGGUGAUGGCUACGACAGCGGCGUUGUUUGUUUAAAUUUGCUGUCGGAUGAUUGGCAUGCAAAUGAUUUGGAAGAUGUUGUUCAAGGUAUGCUAUUCCUUGUAAAAAAUCCUUCCCUAGAUGAUGCUUUAAAUCCGUUAUUUUGUGACAUCGAAGAGACGAAUAUAAACCGGAUGUUAAUUGUACUCGAACAUUUUCCGAACUUGUACGACGAUCUCGAAGGAAUGGAGAUUGAGGGAGUGAAAUUUAGGAGAAAUCCUGGACUUCUUCUUAAAGACAAAAUUGCUUGUUCAUUGGACACUGAAAAAAAUAAUUUAAAUUCUACUCUAAAUAGUCAUGCAGAUUGAUAUUUAUUGUGAUCCUAUUACAAAUUUCAUUUCUUGCCAUUGUUUCCAUAUUCUUGAGCGAACAGAUUUCAAAUGAUGAAGACUCAAUAUAUUUUACUGGUUGGUAAAGAAUCUCCUGUUCUAUUUACCUCAUUUGAAACAUUGCUUUAGAAAGAAUCAUGAAUGCAAAUGAUUGCACUAUCUUUGACAAGUUUUUCUGCUUAAGGUGGCUCUCCCGUGAGUGCUUACUUCAUAAUCUAUUAGUAAAAGGGAGGGUAGGGUGUGUUGUAGUGUCUUCAUGUGUUGUUGUCACGGGAAUCUUUUCUAUUAUAGAAAGUUGAAUUAAAAUUUUGGGUUUUAUUUUGUA
Molecule: messenger RNA, 934 nt
Organism: Xenia sp. Carnegie-2017
Lineage: Eukaryota; Metazoa; Cnidaria; Anthozoa; Malacalcyonacea; Xeniidae
Product: nedd8-conjugating enzyme UbcE2M-like
Exons: 2
Coding region: 1-588 (195 amino acids)
Biological process (GO): protein neddylation
Cellular component (GO): nucleus
Molecular function (GO): NEDD8 transferase activity
Source: RefSeq, a predicted model, not a curated record